This is a messenger RNA of Cyprinus carpio (common carp), 2160 nucleotides long. Its product is annotated as nuclear receptor subfamily 4 group A member 2. The record is from RefSeq and is a predicted model, not a curated record. Gene Ontology annotation, molecular function: zinc ion binding; nuclear glucocorticoid receptor binding; nuclear receptor activity. Gene Ontology annotation, cellular component: transcription regulator complex; nucleus. Gene Ontology annotation, biological process: central nervous system neuron differentiation; regulation of transcription by RNA polymerase II; dopaminergic neuron differentiation. Lineage: Eukaryota; Metazoa; Chordata; Actinopteri; Cypriniformes; Cyprinidae.
UCAGAUUGGCAGAAGAGUCUCGCAGCUGAUUGGUUCUACUCACGUAUGACGCAGAUGACGUACUGAAUUCAAACACGUGGGUCUCACAUAAACAAAGACACAUUGGCAGACAGGGCUCUACAUGCCAGUGUUGAGCUCCGCGCUCUGCGAACCACACGCCGUACUGGACAUUUACACAGAUAUUCUGCAUCACAACCUUAUGGAUACAAUAUAGUUUUACUGAUGGUCUACUAAGAGGGAGAAUCCAGAGCUGACUCGUUUUUCUUGAACCCCGGUAUUAAAUUUCACCUUCACCGCGAUCUGCAGAGGAACAGUUUUACGACUGAAGCCAUGCCCUGCGUCCAGGCUCAGUAUGGCUCAUCCCCGCAGGGCGCGAGUCCUGCGUCUCAGAGCUACAGUUACCACACCAGCGGAGAAUACAGCUGCGAUUUCCUCACGCCAGAGUUUGUGAAGUUCAGCAUGGACUUGACCAAUACCGAGAUCACCGCCGCCACCACCUCUCUGCCAAGCUUCAGCACCUUCAUGGACAACUACAACACCGGUUAUGACGUGAAGCCGCCUUGUCUUUACCAGGUGCCCCAUUCUGGAGAACAGUCCUCCAUCAAAGUGGAGGAAGUCCAGAUGCACACAUACCAUCAGCAGAGCCAUUUGGGCCCGCAGUCAGAGGAGAUGAUGGCCCACUCCGGGCCUAUGUACUUCAAACCUUCCUCACCUCACGCUCCGGGAACAGCGAACUUCCAGGUUCAGCCCAAUCAUAUGUGGGAGGACCCGAGCUCCCUGCACACUUUUCAUCAGAACUAUAUGACCACGCAUAUGAUAGAUCAGCGCAAGAACCCCGUGUCCAGGCUCUCCCUCUUCUCCUUCAAGCAGUCUCCACCCGGAACCCCUGUUUCCAGCUGUCAGAUGCGAUUUGACGGGCCUCUCCACGUGUCCAUGGGACACGACAGUCCCGGAACGCACCGAGCCCUGGACAGCCAGAGUUUCGCAAUGCCCAGUGCCAUUAGAAAACAGGCGGGAAUAGCCUUCACGCACUCCCUGCAGCUCAGUCACGGCCAUCAGCUGAUGGACAGUCAGAUGCCGUCACCCCCGUCUAGAGGAUCUCCGUCCAGCGAAGGUUUGUGCGCGGUGUGUGGAGACAACGCGGCUUGCCAGCACUAUGGUGUCAGAACGUGUGAAGGGUGCAAAGGUUUCUUCAAGCGUACAGUACAGAAGAACGCCAAAUAUGUCUGUUUAGCCAAUAAAAACUGUCCUGUGGAUAAACGCCGGAGAAACAGAUGUCAGUAUUGUCGAUUUCAGAAGUGCCUGGUGGUCGGAAUGGUGAAAGAAGUUGUCCGGACCGCCAACUUAAAGGGUCGGCGAGGCCGUUUACCCUCCAAACCCAAAAGUCCGCAGGAGUCUUCGCCCCCCUCUCCGCCCGUCAGUUUGAUCAGCGCACUGGUCAGGGCUCAUGUGGACUCCAACCCCUCUAUGAGCAGCCUCGACUACACCAGAUUCCAAGCCAACCCGGACUACCAACUGAGCGGAGAUGACACACAGCACAUCCAGCAGUUCUACGACCUCCUCACCGGAUCCAUGGAGAUCAUCCGCGGAUGGGCAGAAAAGAUUCCCGGGUUCACCGACCUGCCUAAACCGGACCAGGACUUGCUGUUCGAGUCUGCCUUCCUGGAGCUCUUUGUGCUGCGCCUGGCGUACAGGUCCAACCCGAUGGAAGGCAAACUCAUCUUCUGUAACGGAGUGGUGCUGCACAGGCUGCAGUGCGUCCGUGGAUUUGGCGAGUGGAUUGACUCUAUAGCGGAGUUCUCGUCUAAUCUCCAGAACAUGAAUUUAGACAUAUCUGCUUUCUCAUGCAUCGCCGCCCUAGCCAUGGUCACAGAGAGACACGGACUGAAAGAACCCAAGAGAGUGGAGGACCUUCAAAACAAGAUAGUAAACUGUCUGAAAGACCAAGUCACCUUCAAUGGAGCCGGCUUGAAUCGUCCAAACUAUUUGUCCAAACUGUUGGGUAAACUGCCUGAACUGCGCACACUGUGCACACAAGGUCUGCAGCGCAUCUUCUACCUAAAACUAGAAGAUCUGGUCCCACCGCCAGCAAUAAUCGACAAACUGUUUCUUGACACUCUGCCCUUUUAAACCGCGAAAAAAGGAGAAAAUAAAACUAUU